Messenger RNA from Perca flavescens (yellow perch), 1957 nucleotides. It is a transcript of the gene sinhcaf, whose product is annotated as SIN3-HDAC complex associated factor. The record is from RefSeq and is a predicted model, not a curated record. The transcript has 6 exons. Gene Ontology annotation, biological process: negative regulation of cell migration. Lineage: Eukaryota; Metazoa; Chordata; Actinopteri; Perciformes; Percidae. The coding region runs from base 132 to 959 and encodes 275 amino acids. Gene Ontology annotation, cellular component: Sin3-type complex.
UUCAGACCCGUCCACAAGCGCAGACAUCAACAAGAGCGGGUUACUGAUGCGGGUUGAUUUUCAUAAUAGUCACAUCGUAACGACGCGCUCUAAGGACUACUUCGUAUCAGCUUCACGCAGCUUGCAACAAGAUGUUUGGCUUUCAUAAGCCAAAAAUGUACAGGAGUUUGGACGGCUGCUGCAUCUGCCGCGCAAAGUCGUCAAGCUCUCGUUUCACGGACAGUAAGCGGUACGAGAAAGACUUCAGGAGCUGUUUUGGACUGAGUGAAACGCGAUCUGGAGAAAUCUGUAACGCCUGUGUGCUGCUGGUGAAACGAUGGAAAAAGCUACCUGUGGGAACCAAGAAGAACUGGAACCAUGUUGUUGAUGCCAGAGGAGGUCCCAGCCUAAAGAUAACUUCCAGGCCCAAGAAGAUAAAGUCCAUCUCCAAGAAAGCCCGGCCGAGCCAGAUCAGCAGGCUGCAGAAAGAGCUUAAAAGAAACAAUUCAGAUGCUCACAGCACCACCUCCAGUACCUCCCCAGCUCAGUCUCCGAGCUACAGCAACCUGUCCGAUGACGGCUCAGACACUGAGCUCAGCCCUGGAUCCAGCCGCUCCCCCGUUUUCUCAUUUCUGGACCUCACUUACUGGAAGAGGCAAAAGGUGUGCUGUGGAAUAAUCUACAAGGGGCGCUUUGGGGAGGUGCUCAUUGACCCCCAUUUGUUCAAACCAUGCUGCCGCAACAAACGGCAGCAGCAGCAAGAGGAGGAGGAAGAAGAGGAGGAGGAGGAAGACGAGGAGGAAGAGGUGGAGAUAGAGGAGGGCCAGGUGGGCGUGGAUAUCAGCGGGCAUAAAUCCCAGACGGAAGAGGAAGUGAAGGAGACACCAAGGUGUGAGGAAAAUGCAGAGCCUGCACAGCUAUGUGUAACCAUGACAACACCUCCAACCAGGAGCGGGGCGGUGAUGGAGGACGGGUGGUAAAGUCAAAACUCCGCCUUGCACACAUCUCUGAAGAAAUCUUGGGGUGCUGUUUUUUUCUCAAGCACUUACAGAAAGAAGUUGCCUCAGAUUGCCUUCAAUCAUAAAGCAGCUGGAAAUCCUUUGGUCUUCUCCAUAAUAACUUUGGAGGUUUGUUUAUUUUGUUUAAAUGGUAACUUAUGAACUGUUGUUUUUUCACUUUGUCUCUUAUGUUGUAUUUAAUAUUCAUGCUAUCCUGAUGAUUAGACCGUCAUCUGUGGUGUUUUGAUCUACUUUAGAUGAAAUGCUGGAGCUCUACUUUGCUGAUACAUUGAAAAUAUUUGAUUCCAAAACGCAAUAGAUCAUCAUUUUACUCACAGAAAGAAGGUGCUACUUGAAAUUCAUUACUCAACAUUUCAAACAUACAGCUGAACCCAUUCUCAAUGUGGAUCUUUUACAAGCAUACAUGUUAAGAUUGACUAAUAUAAUGACAUUACUUUUGCUUUCUUUGUUAAGAGUAGAUAUCUCUUUUUUGAAAUGGUGGAUAUCUCGUUUUGGAAUGAAUGACACUUUACAUUGACAGAGCACAGACCUGUACAGUAGCCCUUGUGUUUGUGUCUUUUCACAUUGACAUCCAUUCCUAUCAAAGAAUCUGUGUUUGUAGACCGUCUAUGUGUGCAAAUACGUGUGUGGGUCCGAUUUAAAUAAGGCCUAUUCACAGCUUCAACAGCAAAUACACCAGCCUUAAUUAUGUGUUACAAACAGUGCUAGCGUUAAUUCUGGAUUAAGGAACACAAAGGGACAGUAGCUAUAUUUAUUGUGGCCUCAGCAACACAUACUGUAGUGCAUUUUGCAUGAAUGGCAAAGCCCACUCAUCCAAAAGACCUAGCCUAAUGAUCUGAUGCAUGAGUCUACUAAAAUUGCAUGGCCUUAUAUGAACUGUAAAUCUUACUUUUAUUUUUUUGGAUCCAUUUCUCUGAAGUUUUAACUUAUUUUUAUAUGUAAGGUAAAAAAAAAAAAAA